AACUGAAAUUAAAUACAAGAAAAGAUAGUAGAAAGAAUUGAUAAAUUUCUGCAAGGCAAAAUUUUAUAAAGAUCAACGGGCACAGAAAGAGUUAGUGGUGUUCAUCGGUACCCAAACAUGGAGGUCUUUCUGUAUUUUUAUUUGUUGCUCGCUUUUUUUUCGAUAAAUGCUGGUGCAGCUAGCAAUCGACGUCCAGACGGACGAAUCGUUAAUGGACUGUUGGCCAGAGAGGGACAAUUUCCCUUUCAACUGUCUCUUCGGCGUCUGAGUAUUCACCUUUGUGGCGCAGCUGUGCUAGGAGAUAGCUGGGCCAUAACAGCAGCCCACUGCAUCGACGGACACGAGCUUCAGCCUCAAGAGUACACAUUGCGACUCGGCAGUGUGCAGCGCUCUAGUGGAGGAAGCAUUGUAAAUAUACGCACGAUAUAUAAACAUCCCUCAUACACCGCUACGGAUAUGAACUUUGAUGUGGGUCUGCUACGAACAGUAACUGGUGCCUUGUUCAUGGAUCCCAAUGUGGCACCCGUACGGAUGCCAGGGUCUGGAGAUAAAAUUAGGGAGAACAUGGCCGCGACUGUCUCUGGAUGGGGCCAUAUAAGUUCCACCGACGCCAUAUUAUCAUCUGAACUGCAGUAUACAACAGUUUUAACGGUUAAUCAGAGAAGAUGCAAAGAAUACCUUAGUAACCAUGGGACGGUAACUGAUGCCAUGUUUUGUGCUGCCGCUCGUAGUACAGAUGCUUGUCAGGGCGACAGUGGUGGUCCAAUUAUUGCUGAGGAGACAUUGAUUGGUGUUGUGUCUUGGGGCGUGGGCUGUGCUGAUCCAUACUACCCCGGAGUGUAUACACGCUUAGCACAUCCACACAUCAGGCGAUGGGUACGUCUUCUAACUAAACUGUAAUACCUACUUACAAUUAGAAAUAAAGUAUUUAAUACACUCUGCACGCAAAGAAAACAUUUGAUCUUGUCCU
Messenger RNA from Drosophila busckii, 970 nucleotides. Its product is annotated as trypsin-4. Gene Ontology annotation, molecular function: serine-type endopeptidase activity. The transcript is spliced from 4 exons. The record is from RefSeq and is a predicted model, not a curated record. Gene Ontology annotation, biological process: proteolysis. Lineage: Eukaryota; Metazoa; Arthropoda; Insecta; Diptera; Drosophilidae. The coding region runs from base 118 to 900 and encodes 260 amino acids.